Messenger RNA from Heteronotia binoei (common prickly gecko), 835 nucleotides. RefSeq names its product insulin like growth factor binding protein like 1 (gene IGFBPL1). Gene Ontology annotation, cellular component: extracellular region. Lineage: Eukaryota; Metazoa; Chordata; Lepidosauria; Squamata; Gekkonidae. The transcript is spliced from 4 exons. Gene Ontology annotation, biological process: regulation of cell growth; regulation of signal transduction. Gene Ontology annotation, molecular function: insulin-like growth factor binding. Bases 1 to 831 code for a protein of 276 amino acids. The record is from RefSeq and is a predicted model, not a curated record.
AUGGCGCCUUCUCGGCUGGUGGCACUGCUGGCGGCGCUGUGCCUGCGCUUGGCGUCGAGGAGCGCGGCGGCGGAGGGAGGCUGCGGCGCCUGCGAGCCGGCCCUGUGCCCGACGGUGCGGUGCGCGGCGCCCGAGCUGACGGCGCUGGACGAGUGCGGCUGCUGCGAGCGCUGCCUGAGCGUGGAGGGCGAGCGGUGCGGCGGGGCGAGGGGCGCCCGCUGCGGCCAGGGGCUGGUGUGCGUGAGCCAGCGGACGGAAGGGCAGCCGGGGGCCGGCGAAGAGGAGGCGGCGGCGGAGGAGGAAGGCACCGGGCGGUGCGUGUGCGAGGAGGACGGCGCCGUGUGCGGCUCCGACGGGCGCUCCUACAGCAGCGUGUGCGCCCUUCACCUGCACAGCCGCCGCGCCCUCCACGCCGCCCGGGAGCGCGUCCGGAAGGCGCACGACGGCGAAUGCAAGCUGGCUCCUGCUAUUGUGGUGCCACCCAAAAAAAUUCACAAUGUCACAGGAGCUCAAGUCUACCUGUCCUGUGAAGUGAAAGCUGUCCCAACACCUAUCAUCACCUGGACAAAGGUGAUAGAAUCCCCGAAGGGGGUGAAGGUCCAAGAAGAACUGCCUGGGGACAGAGUCAACAUCGCAGUCCAAGUUCGAGGCGGACCUUCGAAACAUGAGAGCACAGGUUGGGUUUUGAUUAACCCACUGACAAAAGAAGAUGAAGGGGUUUACCAGUGCCAUGCUAAAAACGUGGUGGGAGAAACGGAGGCAGAGGGAACCAUUAAAGUCCUGGAUGCCAACAAAAAAGCUAAUUUCCUGACCUCUGAAGACAUGAAGUAGCAGG